This is a messenger RNA of Melitaea cinxia (Glanville fritillary), 878 nucleotides long. It is a transcript of the gene GXIVsPLA2, whose product is annotated as group XIIA secretory phospholipase A2. The transcript has 3 exons. Bases 223 to 846 code for a protein of 207 amino acids. The record is from RefSeq and is a predicted model, not a curated record. Gene Ontology annotation, biological process: phospholipid metabolic process; lipid catabolic process; arachidonate secretion. Lineage: Eukaryota; Metazoa; Arthropoda; Insecta; Lepidoptera; Nymphalidae. Gene Ontology annotation, molecular function: calcium ion binding; A2-type glycerophospholipase activity. Gene Ontology annotation, cellular component: extracellular region.
UUAUAUUUUAAUUUUUUUAUAAUUUUCACCCUGGCAGCUUUCCUGACAACUGACAAUGUCAGAUUUUGUCUAACAAAAAAAAAAAAAAUACUGAAAAAUAGAUUUGCUCAAGAUAUAAAUAACAAUAUACUAAUCCAAGUUCAUAGUUUAUUUACCACGUCAGUCGUUUGAAGCAGUUCAAAGAGAUGAUACAAAUUCUACAUAUGUCAUUACAUUUAAACAAUGGAGAUCCCAUAUAAGAAGAUAUUUAUUUAUAUUCUGACUUUUGCGGCUUACGCUUAUACUGGCAUAGGAUCGAGUAUGUUACGAAAUUUAAAAGAUGCAGUUUUAUCUGCCGAAACAGUGUUUGGUGAUGUAUUUAAAAAUGUUAUAACUGUUGCUGAAAAGUUUAAGUCUUUACAUGAGGUCUUUGAUGCUGCUGUUGAAGAAGACUGCAUAUUCACUUGUCCCGAAGGACAAAAACCUGUACGGAAUAGAAAUCAUAUUCCGAAAUCUGAUGGCUGUGGCUCCCUUGGUUUUGAAAUCUCGUCAGAGUAUUUACCAUUGGAAGAGAUGACGAAAUGUUGUGAUGCUCACGAUAUAUGCUAUGACACUUGUAACAGUGGGAAAGAAGUUUGUGAUUUAGAGUUUAAGAGAUGUUUGUAUAAUUACUGUGAUACUUAUAAGGACAUCAAUGUAGCAGGGAACACGAUUACGAAAGGUUGUAAAGGUGCAGCUAAGCUUCUUUUUACCGGUACAUUAACCCUUGGAUGCAAAUCAUAUUUAGAUGCACAAAAGAAUGCAUGCUAUUGUCCACCAGCUAAAAAUAAAUAUAAGAAAUAUACAACUGGUAAAGAUGAAUUUUAAAGUUAAAACUAAAAUAUUAAACUUUUUUGUUG